Populus nigra (black poplar) is the source of this 2317-nucleotide messenger RNA. RefSeq names its product filament-like plant protein. The transcript has 5 exons. Bases 196 to 2217 code for a protein of 673 amino acids. The record is from RefSeq and is a predicted model, not a curated record. NCBI's taxonomy places the organism in Eukaryota, Viridiplantae, Streptophyta, Magnoliopsida, Malpighiales, Salicaceae.
AUUUAAACACCUGCAUUUUGUACUGACAUUCCUCAGAUUUCUCUGCACAGUUUGUUUGUGCUUGCUUCUGUAACUCUUUUUCGUCAAUCAAUAUUUGAUUGAUUUUUCUUUUUUCAUUGUCUCAAAGCUAAAGCUUUACAAUGAAAAGAAUGGAAUUUUGUGUGAGGGGAUAGUGAUACUUUGGUGGGACUGGAGAUGGACAGGAGGAGCUGGUUAUGGAGAAGGAAGUCGUCAGAGAAGAGUCCCGGGGAAACAGACAGUUCAGGGUCCAUAUCUUCUCGUUCUGAAAGAUUCUCUGAUGAUCAGGUAUAUCCCAUUCAUAAUCCUCAAUCACCAGAAGUUACAUCUAAGUCUGUACUCACCGAUGAAGACCAUAGUGACAAUGUGAGGACUUUGACAGAGAAACUAUCUGCUGCUCUCCUGAACAUUAGUGCCAAAGAAGAGUUGGUAAAGCAGCAUGCCAAAGUUGCAGAAGAAGCAGUCUCAGGUUGGGAGAAAGCUGAAAAUGAUCUGUCAGCUUUAAAGCAACAACUUGAGGAUGCCACUAAGAAGAACUAUGCACUUGAAGACAGAGUUGGUCAUCUGGAUGCAGCACUGAAGGAAUGUGUGAGGCAGCUAAGACAAUCAAGAGAAGAGCAAGAUGAAAGGAUCAAUGAAGCUGUCACCAAGAAAAUUAGUGAAUGGGAAUCAACGAAGUCUGAGCUCGAGGCCCAGCUUGUGGAACUCCAGGCUCAGCUUCAAACUGCUAAAGAUGAAGCUACUACUUCAGCUGAUUCGGAUUUAUGGAAAAGGUUUGAUGCUGUAGAGAAAGAGAACAUGUCCCUUAAGCGCGAGCUCCUUUCUCGAGCUGAGGAGAUAGAGAUUAGGAUUUUGGAGAGGGACUUGAGCACCCAAGCUGCUGAAACAGCAAGCAAACUACACCUGGAAAGCAUAAAGAAGCUUGCUAAGCUUGAAGCCGAGUGUCGGAAGUUGAAAGCCAUGGCUCAUAAAGCAUCAGCUGCUAAUGAUUAUAAAUCUUUAACUGCCUCAUCAAUUGGUGACGAGUCUAUCACUGACAGGCAAUCUGAUAUUGGGGAGAGGCUACUGGCAGUUGAAAGUCAUUCAUGGAAGAUGAGUGGCUUGGAAAUGAAUGAAUGCGACCCAAGCUGCUCUGACUCACGGGCCUGUGCUCAUGCUACAGAAUUUGAUCAAUAUAAGAAUUGGAAGCCUAUUGGAAGAAACCGCACGGUUCAUUCUGUUGAAAUCAAUCUCAUGGAUGAUUUUUUGGAAAUGGAAAGACUCGCAGCUUUUCCAUAUACAUUAAGUGGAAGUUCUUACCUUGAGGCAGAAUCUGUAUCAGAUAAAGGCAAUGGUAGUGGAAACCCAUGGAAAGAAGAACUCGAAUCCAUGAUUAACAGGACUGCUGAACUGGAGGAGAAGUUGGAUAAGAUGGAAGAAGAAAAAAAUAAGUCAGAAAUGGCUUUGACUAAAUGCCAGAGGCAGCUCGAGACAUUAAGGAGUCACCUGCAUGAAGCAGAUACAAAGAUAGGGGAGCUGCAAGCUAAGUUAGCUCUUGCAAAUGAAUCAAGACAAGCUAGAGAGGAAGAGAUGAAGGACAUUGAAGCAAGGAGUGAAGAGACAAAAUCACAACUCAGAAUUGCUGAAGCUGAGAUCAAAACCUUGCUUUCUAAAGUUGUUUCGUUAGAUUCGGAGGUUGAGAAAGAGCGUGCCUUGUCAACUGAAAAUGCUGUAAAGAGCCAGCAGUUGGAGGCUGAGCUCUCAAAAAUGAAAUGUGAAACUGAGCUCCAGCACGAGAAUGAGCGCAGGCGUGUUGCCAGCUUUAAUGAAGAGUUGAAGAUUACACAGGGGAAAGAGCUAGCUGUUGCUGCAAGCAAACUUGCUGAUUGCCAGAAAACGAUCUCAUCUCUUGGUCUUCAGUUGAAAUCUCUUGCAACAUUCGAAGACCUCUUGUUUGAUUCUGAGAAAUCCUCAGAUGCCAGUAGUGAAGGAUUAAAGGCUCAUGCUGAUGAUGAACAACAGAGACCUGAUCCUAGAAAUCUAUCUUCAGGUAGAGAUUCUGAAGCCUUCCAAGUCAGUAGAGGUGCUUUAAGAUCAAAGAAAGGAAGUAAUAGGGAGUCAUCAUUAUCAUUAAACUCGAGCUUUGUUUCUGAAAAGAACAGAAAUGGAUUUGGAAAGUUUCCCCCCAGAGGUCUUAGUAGGGUUCGCAAUGAAAAUUAGUAUAUGACGAGUGAAAUUUAAGGAAACAACUAGGUAUUAAAUUUUUUCCAUUGUAAAGAAUUCAUUCUUGUCGUAAAGAAUGUAGAUUCCUUCAUUUGAA